Messenger RNA from Anopheles funestus (African malaria mosquito), 3157 nucleotides. RefSeq lists its product as uncharacterized. Gene Ontology annotation, cellular component: chitin-based extracellular matrix. Bases 916 to 2025 code for a protein of 369 amino acids. Gene Ontology annotation, molecular function: structural constituent of chitin-based larval cuticle. The record is from RefSeq and is a predicted model, not a curated record. The transcript has 3 exons. NCBI's taxonomy places the organism in Eukaryota, Metazoa, Arthropoda, Insecta, Diptera, Culicidae.
AAUACUCGCUCGUCGUAUGUCCUGGCAAAGGCUUUUUCAGGUCUCUAACUACGCCUGUAUGUGGUUGGAACAGAUAUUACCGGAAAGGAAUCAAUAGAAGCGGGUGCUUCUUCGCCUGGUCGGCUUAUCUUGUUGCUCUAAAAAGCGAAAGGUCGUACUGGUCUUGUACCUUUUGUCGCAAAAUAUUCGAUACGGCUCCAGAACCUGCCUAAGUGAAUCCACGGACGAACGCGUAGCACAUAAGAAAACAAGAACAAACAGUGCUCUCUAUCACAAACCCCAUCACCGAAGCGGACGAUCGACGAGCGGGACAAGAUCGAGAGUAGAACUUCAUCUACAGUGUUUCGUUCGUUUGCGCUUCGCUUCAUCCACAGAGCUCCUUCUUCCAGCUCCAGCUCAACGCACACCCAUACGGAGGGGCACACAAAUUGGGGAUAAGAAUGCGAAACCGUGUGGAGAUCGAACAUUGGCAACAGACACACACCAAACGCGCUUUGCCGCAAGAGAAACACGCACAGGAAUGAUGAUGGCCAUAUAAAAAGGCUGUCACACGCGUCGCUCGACGGUUAUUGUUUUCGUGGUCGCGGGAACGCAAGCUUCAAGAUUUCGCAUCGUUCGAUACGCGUCGAUCGAUCGUACGGGUUCUACGAGCGGAACGCGGGUUUUUUUAUUUUUGUUUCAUUUGCGACGUUGUGUAAUAUUGACAGUGCAGUGUGCCUAAUUUAGUGUACCUGCGUAGUAGUUGGUGCUGAUACGUGAUCUAGAAAGUAGUCACACAGCUUACCCUGAUAAGCCUAUCGGUGUGAAAAGAAAAGUUAAUUAACGUAAAAGCCUUCCCUUCUGGUGCAUAUUGAAGGGGUUUUCCGAGUGUACGUGUGUGUGUGUCUGUAGAGUGUGUUUUGUGUGACAGCAACCAUGGAGAAAUUGAUACAAAUUCUAACCAUCCUCUCGCUGGUGACGCCGUUGCUGCUUGCUCGACGCAUCCAGGUCGUCAACAUCAGCCCGGAAGAGGCACAAAAGUACAUCACUCAGCAAAGUUUGGACUUACGGUACGCGACAAAGCUGGGCGAACAUCCGCUAGGUUACACGCGCAACGUGCAGGAUCCGGCCCUUGCCACCUUCUACUACAACGGUCGGCGUAUCGACAAUCCGGAGGACUACGUGGAGGAAGAGUACGAGGCAAAACAGUUCCAUGGGCAGGAUGGGCUCGGUAGAGCUAUGUUUGGCUACAGUGACCACAAUCAGGCUCGUUUGGAAGCGCGCAACGCAAACGGUGAAGUUCGUGGCUCGUACCAGUACGUGAAUCCACUCGGUGAGGACAUCAUCGUGCAGUACUGGUCCGAUGGUCUCGGUUUUCAUCAGAUCGACAACCGUCCCGAGGUGCGUCUGCAACCGGUAACCGAAACACCAGAAGUGCGUGAAGCACGCCUCGCUCACAUGAAGGCAUGGGAAGAAGCUGCCAGCUUGGCCCGUGCCAACCCAGACGUUACGUCCGGUGGUGCCGAUGAACCUUACCGCGCCGUACAAGCGAACACGGUGGAGGACGAUCCGGAACAGGAUGAAAUUUUGGCUGCCGUUUCGAACCAGCACCAGAGUCUGAUUCGUUAUCCGAGCCUGCCCUACACGGACCACAUUUUGCCUAGUGUGGCAUCGGAUGCGCUUCAAGAUGAAGGUGUCGUUAUCGAAGCGUUCCCGCGUAGUGUGAAGAAACGCAACAACGAACAACAGGACGAACAAACAGCUGGCAGCGGGGAUGAACCGGUAUCGGCCGAUCCGAAAGGGUUCUUCUAUAGCUUCGAUUACCCGGUUCAGCUGGUGGCGGAAAGUGCGGCCAAGAAGGCUCGGGCUGGAUUCGGCGAAAUUCCCCAAGAAUCGAUGGUGGUAGAAACGAAAGCUACGAACGUCCCGAAAGCGGUCGAUGAUCGGGUAUCGCUGAAGGCUGUACUGAGAGGCGAAACGUUGGUUGAUGCUGUUCAUGAUGCUCAGGUUUCACCGAAACAAAAGUUGCAAGCAGAACGUAACUAACUCGUGCAGACAAUCGGAAACAGUCACAUAAUCAACAUACACCAGCAAAAUAAAACCACAAAAAAAAACAUUGGGAGCAAAACGCAAACCGAAACGAGAUCUCUGAACGAAAUCCGGACAAUAAUGCUGUGUUUGUGUGCCAGUAUCGGUAUGUCAAUCAAUCGAAUUGUCAAACAUAACCUAAACGAACAAAUACAAAAAUGAAUGAUCGGGUGAAAAAUAAACUCUUUUUUCUUGUGGUGAUUGCUCCAUCCCAUGAUGCCGAAAUGAGUUUUCUUCUCUUUUUUGUUUGCUAAAAUUAUCUCCCCUUGCCUUUGCAGCAGAACAUUUUUAACAGGUUGGCAUUUAGAUCGGUUCAUAAUAAGCGUAUACAAGAUGAGCCUAAGAAAGAUGGAAGCAGCAAAAAAAAAGCAUCAACAAACGAACAAACUUCUUCUGUUUGACAUUGCUUAGCAUUUACGAUUAUAAACUCUACCCUUUUAAUAACAUAUUAUUAACAGCGGAACAUCUUCUCCGGGACCAUCCUAGCACGCUCGCUUAAUGGCGUGUUUCCAAAGUGAACCCCAAGCGAUGCAACACUCAUUAGUAGAAAAUUGGAAAUUGAAUCUCAUUUAUCUCACCACCACCAGCAACGCUUCGAAGCAGUUCUUCGCCCGAUGGUAUCCGAAACGGUAGCAUUAUUAAUGGAUUGACUCAAUCUAAAUAUCAUUCCAAGCGGUAAGAAGGAAACCCGAGUACGUGCCGGUAAGAGAAACUGGAUGAAUCUAAAUCAAGAAUCCGAAACAGGUUUAUUAUUUGAUCAUGAUCACAAUCAUCAAGGUGGAAAAGAGAAUCUUGUCCGGGCAGUGUGGUCAGGUCUUCACGCUGAUCGACCCGUUGUGUUAGCGGCGAUUAAUAAAACAUACUUGACUUAUGACGAUCGGCAUAACUGCAGCGACCUGCAGCCCGGGUGAUCAUGUUUCGGUGUAUGCAAAAGAUGACGCUAAGCCGUCGUAAAAGUUUAUUGCAGUGCACGUGAUACUGCGUUUCUGACACUUGUACUUGUACUAGUAGUAUAUUAUUUAUUGUUGGAUUUAAUUGAAGCUGAAAAUGAUACGGCUACUUAAUGGAUGCUGGAUCAUGUUCUAUUAUA